Verticillium alfalfae VaMs.102 is the source of this 582-nucleotide messenger RNA. RefSeq lists its product as hypothetical. The record is from RefSeq and is a predicted model, not a curated record. NCBI's taxonomy places the organism in Eukaryota, Fungi, Ascomycota, Sordariomycetes, Glomerellales, Plectosphaerellaceae. The transcript is spliced from 2 exons. Bases 1 to 582 code for a protein of 193 amino acids.
AUGUCUGCACCCUCGGACGAACAGCUCAACAGGAUCGCGGCGGAUGCCGAGGCCGACCUCAACAGUUACCAGGCUAAGACGGGCGAGGCCCGCGAGCAGGCCGACGACGCCGCCGGCGUUCGGUCCAUUCCUGAGAACAAGUUUCCCGGCGCGGAUGUGAAGUACGGCGACGACCUCUCCACAAAUGCCGGCUACAACAAGCGCAUUCCUCCCGAGGAGGGUGGCGAUCUUGACGCCCGCGGACGCCAAGCACGCGGCGAGCUCUACGAUCACAACAAAGGCGAUGGUGGCCCCGCAGCCGCUCUUAACGCCAACGCGCCCAGCGGCGCCAACGAUGGCGACGUGUACCGCAUCCCGGGCAUCGACUCUCUCGGGACACAGGGCCAGAAGCCUGAUCCCCUGCUGCAAGGCGAAGAUGCCUCCAUCACAAACGUGGGCCGCAACCCGCCCGGCCCUGGAGGCAGCAAGUUCAAGGGCGAGGACUACUACGAACCCGAAUCGGUGCCUGGGAGCAUCGCCGCCGAGGGCAACGUGCCGCCUGCGAGCGUGACGCAGGCGAGCCGCGAGACGGAGGGAUAUUAA